AUGCUUGAAAUCAACGGACUUGCGCAACUUCUCUCUCUCAUCCGCGAGAAUAAUGUUCUCGUUGUCUGCUUCUACGCCGACUGGUGUGGGCCGUGCCAGAUGGUGAAGCCACGGUAUGCCGCGCUGAGCGAGAACUACACCGUCGUGACGUUCUGCAGGUGCAACAUUGACCGCAACCGUGACUGUGCAGAGCGGUUCGGUGUGCAAAGUAUCCCGACUUUUAUGGUGUGGGCAGGUGGCGAGCUGCAGACGACCAUCAAUGGAGGCAAGUUGGAGGCACUGGAAAGGUUUAUUGAGCGUACGAUCGAGAUGCACCAUCCCUCAGCAGCAGCAGCAGCAGCAGGCAGCAGUGGCAAUGCGGCCGCCGUGCACAUUGCACUUGCACAGCAAAUGGAGUCAUUGACGCGGGCAGUUACCACCGCAAAAUCUGGCGGAGUAACGACAGCAGAGAUAUCGGCUGCGUGCGAGGCCGUGUGUCAGACACUUGAGCAGGACUCCGAGUCCCGUCCGUUAGGCAUUCUGUUGCUUCCAUACUUUGCUUCUACUUACUUUAGCGCUUCGACAGUCGAUGCACUGUUUGCGCACAUCGCUGCGAGGCCGGAGCCGCGCUGCCACGAUGUUGAGUACAUCGUCAACACCCUACUGGGCCACCUCAUUGAAUACUUCCUCUCCACCACGCUGAGCAAGACAAAGGAGCUGGGCAUGCUGCGGCAGGUGUUAUACGCCCUUGUGUCUUGCAACUCCGUCCUCGGUCCUCUUGUUCGCUCACAUUUCUUCUACAAUGACUUGCUGGCCAACGGCCUGCAGCUGGAGUACGGCACUGUGCUGGGCGCUAUGCUCGGUGUCUGCCCGUACAGCCGUGGAUAUCGCCCAUUCCCACCGUACUCACGCACAGUGGAGUGGGAGCAGCUCAUGAUGAUGUUCCCCAGAGACACUGAUGACCACUUCAGGAAGAUUUCAGAGCUACAGCUAUGCAUGGAGGCAACGUGUGCAGAAAACAAGCGCAUUGUGCUUGCGCUGCUGCAUGCCAAAAUUUCCCGCGAGCCGACGCUGCGUUUUAUUGGUGCGGCGCUUUGGCUCAACGCGAGCUAUAGCAAGACCGUGCACCACCACCUGCCCCUUUCCUCACGCUACUUUAUGGUUCAACUGAACGACGUGCUGGUGGAGGCGACGCUCCCUCUCUUUGGUAAAAGCUUCGACCCACGCGCGAUACCCACAUGCUACGUGCUGAGAGAUACAGGUGAUCACACGCUUGUGGACUUUGGCGAUGACGUGGAGCGCAUCACGCACUACGACGAAAGCCGCCCGCUGCCGCUGUUCCCCGCGAUGCAGGAGCCGUUCAAGCCGUCGGUACAUCUCUUCUUCCUCGCCGCCCGCUCCAUGAUGCUGAGCGCGACGGUGCUCAUCGAGACGCACGAGCGUGACGAGCACGACGCAGCUCACCCGCGCGUGCCACCGGAGCAGCGCAUGGCGUGCGUCGCGGAGAAGAGCCUUAUUGAAGGGCUGCUUGGCGCCGAGAGCCUCGGUCGCAAGCGCGUGCAGGUGCUCAAUGGCAUUGCCGCGUGGCUCAUCAGCGUCAUGAACGCCGCGCCUGACGGCACACUUGCGAAGGAGCCGUCGGAGGAGUGGCAAUACCUGCCGCAGCAGCUGGUGGACGUUGUGAUUGGAGCUGUGCGGCUUGCACCGCUGAAUUACUUUGACGUGGAGAAUAUCAUUUCCCUCAUGCUAGUGCUGAUGGGCAACACAACGUACUUCCCCAAGCCACACACACACGCGCUCUUCCCCGCCUUUCUCGCCCGCCUGAUGCAGGACGAGGAGACGAAGCGUGCCCUGACGUCACACCGGUGGUUCACGCAGCACAUCGUCCGCAGCUGUGUCCUCUGCUACAUUGCCGUGGAGAAGUCGACGUACGAGAAAGUGACGGUGCGUUACACCCUUUCCUUCUGCACGAAGUCUUUCCUCAUGUUUGAGUCGCUAUGCCAGCCGGUGCGGGAGGAGUUCGAGGUGGAUGGCACCAUUCUGGAGCGUUUCUCACACAUGGUGACUGCCGAUGUCAAUGAGGCAGUCGAUCAGCUCAUCGAGACACUUAUUCAGAUGAACCGCCUCGUGAAGGAAGGCGCAGAUCUUAGCGAGGGGGCCCGCGCACCACACAACAACAACAACAACGCCAACGUUGCUGGUGCUAGUGUCGCACCGGCGAGAGGUAACGCAAACAACAACAACAACACCAGGAACAAUGAUGAAAAUGAAGAGGAAGAAGACGAGGAUGAUAGCAACGAUGGUGGUGAACCGCCAAUGACCUACCAUCAGUUGGGUCUCGGGCUGCGGCAGCACAUCCUCCUGUUCCAGGCAAGCGUGGACCUCUUCAUUCAGCUUGCCGAGAGUUUCUCGAAAGGCGUGGCGCAGAACAUGGUGGUGCAGCAGAUUGCCCAGAUGCUGGCACGCAGUCUCGUUAGCUUUGCCGGCGCGGAAAACAAGAACCUGAAGAUCGAGCACCCCGAACGGUAUAACUUCCGCGCACGCGAAAUCCUCAGCCGCCUUGUCGAGUGCUUUGCCCGGUUCCAAUGCUUUGAGAACUUCAUGCGGGCGCUGUGCAACUGCGGCCUACCGCUGCAUGACAUCCUGCAGGCGAUGCGCACCGUCGUGGACCGUGGGCUGGUGGGCGAGAACCUCAUCUGGAAGCUCAAUGACAUCGCCCAGUCUCUCGAGGAAAUGUCACAGAAGGUCCGCGACGACGAGGCGCUGUGGGACGAGGCGCCAGAGUUCGCACUCGACGCGCUGCUGUCGACGCCGCUGCUGCGCCCUGUGGCACUCCCCGCCGACGUGAAGGACCUCGACGACCUCGUGUACGUCAACCACGAUACCAUCCACCACGUGCUGCUCUCAGAGAGUAAGCACCCCUUCACGAAGGAGUACCUUGACGAGAAGAUGGUGGAGGAGUUCAACGCACGCGCGGACGUGACGCAGGCGCGACAGAAGCUACAGGAGCGCAUCGCCGCGUGGCUGAAGGAUGCGAAGCAGAACCGUUAG
Trypanosoma grayi is the source of this 3030-nucleotide messenger RNA. Its product is annotated as ubiquitin fusion degradation protein 2. Gene Ontology annotation, molecular function: ubiquitin-ubiquitin ligase activity. Lineage: Eukaryota; Euglenozoa; Kinetoplastea; Trypanosomatida; Trypanosomatidae. The record is from RefSeq and is a predicted model, not a curated record. Gene Ontology annotation, biological process: protein polyubiquitination. The transcript has a single exon. Bases 1 to 3030 code for a protein of 1009 amino acids. Gene Ontology annotation, cellular component: ubiquitin ligase complex; nucleus; cytoplasm.